This is a messenger RNA of Odontomachus brunneus, 1939 nucleotides long. RefSeq names its product clathrin heavy chain 1-like. Gene Ontology annotation, cellular component: cell cortex; clathrin coat of coated pit; ribosome. Gene Ontology annotation, biological process: receptor-mediated endocytosis; intracellular protein transport; cytoplasmic translational elongation. Gene Ontology annotation, molecular function: clathrin light chain binding; structural constituent of ribosome. Bases 160 to 1773 code for a protein of 537 amino acids. The record is from RefSeq and is a predicted model, not a curated record. The transcript is spliced from 6 exons. Lineage: Eukaryota; Metazoa; Arthropoda; Insecta; Hymenoptera; Formicidae.
UUUGUAUUGUGAUCGGUGUUGAGUGUUCGGAGGGAAAACCGGCGUUCGAUAAGCAAGAAUAGCACGUAAGUGGAUACAGUUGGACUCGUAGCCCCAUGGUUAUCCUGCAGGAGAGACAGUGGUUGGAAAGCUUGAUGAUAAUUUGAAUAUUUCGGCAAAAUGACACAGCUACAGCCCAUAAAGUUGAAAGAACUUCUUCAGCUCACAGCUGUAGGAAUUAAUCCCAGGAAUGUCCACUUUAAUACACUUACUAUGGAGUCUGAUAAAUUCUUCUGUGUGAUAAAAAAAGUUAAUGAUAAUCUUGAAGUGGAUAUUAUCGACAUGAAUGGUUCUGCCAAUUUCUAUAAAACAUUAAUGUCAGGUGAUUCUGGAAUUAUGAAUCCAGUCAGUAAAGUCAUAGCUAUUAAAGAUAAGAAGUUACUGAAGAUCUACAGCUUCGAAAUGAAAUCGACAAUGAAAGCCUUUACAAUAACAGAGGAUGUGGUGUUUUGGAAGUGGAUUUCGCAGAACAUGUUGGUGUUGGUAACGAAAACCGUGGUAUAUCACUGGUCCAUGGAAUACAACUCUACGCCGAGAAAGAUGUUCGAGCGCCAUUUUUCCUUAAACGGCUGUCAGAUUAAAAAUUAUAAAACAGAUCCAAAACAGACGUGGCUAUUAUUGAUCGGUUUUUCGGCACAGCAUAAUCGAGUGGUCGGUGCUAUGCAGCUCUAUUCCGUGGAGCGAAAGUAUUCGCAACUGAUCGAAGGACACGCCGCUUCCUUCGCUCAGUUCAAGAUGGAAGGGAAUAAGGAAGCCAGCAAUUUGCUCUGUUUCGCCGUCAGAACAGUCCAAGGAGCGAAGCUUCACAUCAUCGAAGUGGGUCAACCGCCAACCGGUAACCAUCCGUUUCCGAAGAAGGCCGUAGACAUUUUCUUCCCGGCCGAGGCCGGCAACGACUUUCCUGUCGCCAUGCAAUUUAGCUCCAAGUAUGACGUCAUCUAUUUAAUUACAAAGUACGGCUACAUUCACAUGUACGACAUCGAAUCUGCGACCUGUAUAUUUAUGAAUCGCAUCUGGGGCGAGACUAUCUUCGUCAGCACGGUGCACGAAGCUUCCGGUGGUAUAAUUGGAGUCAACUGUAAAGGCGAAGUUUUGUCCGUUUCCGUGGACGAGGAGAACAUUAUUCCAUACAUCAACGAAGCACUGCAGGACACGGAGUUGGCUCUGAGAAUGGCCGUGAGAAACAAUCUGUCUGGCGCAGAGGAUCUGUUUGUGAGGAAAUUUAAUAUGCUCUUCCAGAACGGCCAAUACGCAGAGGCGGCGAAAGUCGCGGCGAACGCGCCGAAGAGAGUACUCCACACGCCUGCGACCAUACAACGAUUGCAACAGGUCCGAAUUACUCAGGGACAGACCUUAUUUUUUCUGCAAUACUUUGGCAUUCUUUUGGAUCAAGGACAGCUGAACAAAACGCGUUAUGUGACCGCUUAUAUACUGGCUGUUCUGGGAGACAAGGCCUCACCAAGCCAGAAUGAUAUCAAGAAGAUCUUAUCAUCAGCCGGAAUUGAGACAGAUUCUGAAGAACUGAAAACAGUAAUUUCAGAAUUAAACGGAAAAUCCAUUGAUGAGUUAAUUGCCGAAGGUAGGGAGAAAUUAUCAUCUAUGCCAGUCGGUGGAGCUGCUGCUGCUACUCCUGCUAGGGGAACAGCAGCUCCAGUGGAAGAGAAGAAGGAGGAAAAGAAACCUGUCAAGGAAGAGUUUAAGUCUGAAGAUGAUCACAUAGACUUGCCUGUUUAAGCCUGUUUGAGUUUUUUUUAUCUUAUGGUCAAACAAUUUGGUCUCAGGACAAUAUAUGUUGUGUUCUGCAGGAGUAGAGUAAGUAAAUUUCAAUAUAUUUUUGUAUUGUAAAAUUUAUACAAAGUUUUCAUUAUUGCUGAAGAAUAAAGUAUAUCUUUUCAUUGAA